CCAAACAUAUGAUUAAAAUAACAAGAAAAAAAAUCAAAUUCAAAUUAACGACAGUAGUACAGAGCACACAUUACAUUAACUUUAUUUUGCACGAGUGAACAUGUUUCAAAAUAUUGAACUUGAUUCAGUUAGAAUGCAAGAUCUGGAUGCACUUCCCCUCCUUGCGUAUCCUAAUGAGUCACAUAUCGCACAACAGAAACUAUUAACUUCUAUCCGGCAGAUGUUUCGUUUUUUUCGUGUAUCUGAUUAUCCACUGUGUGCAUAUAUUAUUCCAAAUCAAAACGAACACAUGACUGAAUAUCUCGCAGAAUGCGAUAAGCGGUUGGAAUAUAUAAGUGGUUUUUCUGGCAACGUGGGAACCGGUGUUAUAACUAAAAUGGAAGCUCUUCUAUGGACUGAUCUCAGGUACUUUUAUCAAGCUAAAGUAGAGCUUUUUAGAGGGUGGAAACUCAUGAAAUCAGGCUACCCUGAUGUGCCUAACGAAGUCGAAUGGCUUGGACAAAAUCUCUCACCUGGUGCUAUAGUAGGCUGCAAUCCAAAAUUAAUGCCAUAUCCCCUUUGGAACUCUUUACAAGAUGGAUUAGCAAAAUACAAGAUAAAACUUGUAGCUAUAAGUACUAAUUUUGUUGACAAUGUAUGGAUAGACCAUCCUGAACCACCGUGCAAUUUAUUAAAAACAGUACCCGAACAAAUGUCUGGAAUGACUUCUAUUGACAAAGUCUUGGAUGUUCACCUGAAGAUGCGAGAAAAUGAAGCUGAUAUGUUGAUUAUCACUGCAUUGGAUGACAUCGCAUGGUUAUUAAAUUUACGUGGAAGUGAUAUUCCUUACAAUCCUGUUUUCUUUGCUUUUGUCGCCAUUACUUUCAACAACACUUACUUAUUUUUUGAUAAGAAAAAGUCCCAUCUCAAAAUAAUGAAUCACAUAAGGAAGGAAGGUCUCGUCAAUUUGCACCCCUACAAUAAGUUUUACACUUUUGUAAAGAAAAUACUCGAAUCAGACAAAGCUGGUAUUAAAAAAGUUUGGAUCCCCAAUUCGACCAAUUACUAUCUGUACAACUUAAUUCCAAGUGAAAAAAGAAUCUGUGCCUGUAGUCCGAUCCAGAUAUUAAAAGCUGUGAAAAAUGAAGUCGAAUCACAGGGGAUGUUAAGAGCUAGCAUACGAGAUGGAAUAGCAUUAUGUCAAUUUUUCCAAUGGUUGGAAGAUGAACUAAAACAUGGGGCAGUGUCAGAAAUUGAUGCAGAAGAAAAAUUGGAAAAAUUCAGGAAGCUGGAAGAGUUUUAUGUCGGACCCAGUUUUCCAACUUCAUCUUCUUCAGGUCCACACACAGCUAUGCCACACUAUGUCGCAAACAAAAAUAGUAAUCGCAUGUUGGCAGCUGAUGAAAUGUACAUGUGUGACACCGGUGCUCACUAUGCGGAUGGGACUACCGAUGUUACUAGAACAUUUCAUUAUGGCGAGCCAACUCCAUUUCAGAAAGAAUGCUACACCCGCGUGUUCAAAGGGUUGGUGCAAUUGACAACUUGUACUUUUCCACAGAAGAUCAAAGGAAACGUUUUGGACUGUCUUGCUAGAAAAUUUCUUUGGGAUAUCGGCCUUGAUUACGGACAUGGGACAGGUCAUGGCAUCGGGUGUUUUCUCAAUGCGCACGAAGGCCCGAUGGGAAUCUCUUGGAGGCCAUAUCCUGACGAUCCUGGCCUAGACGAAAACAUGUUCCUGUCCACCGAGCCCGCUUAUUACUGUGAAGGAGAGUUUGGCAUGCGAAUUGAAAACACCGUUCAAAUUGUAGCGGCGACAACUCCUUAUAACUACCAAGAUAAAACAUUCUUAACAUUCCAAGCCGUAACAUUAUGUCCAAUUCAGACAAAAAUGCUAAUUGAAGAAUUGCUGACUGUUGACGAGUUGCUAUUUCUAAAUGCUUAUCACAGGGAUGUGCACGAUAAACUAGCUCCAAUUUUGAAAAAGCGAGGACUUCUUCAUGUCUAUGAAUGGCUUGUAAGAGAAACAGCUCCAUUCGGAACAUUGCCACCAAUGGAUGAAACAUAGAGGCAAAAUAAAUCAUUUUCAAAACAAAAAAUACAUUUGUGGUUAAACAUAAAAUUUUGAGUAUUAUUAAUUUA
Messenger RNA from Cimex lectularius (bed bug), 2118 nucleotides. Its product is annotated as xaa-Pro aminopeptidase ApepP-like. The record is from RefSeq and is a predicted model, not a curated record. Bases 101 to 2044 code for a protein of 647 amino acids. Lineage: Eukaryota; Metazoa; Arthropoda; Insecta; Hemiptera; Cimicidae. The transcript has a single exon. Gene Ontology annotation, molecular function: metalloaminopeptidase activity.